This is a messenger RNA of Colletotrichum aenigma, 2214 nucleotides long. RefSeq names its product Thermophilic serine proteinase (gene THES). Gene Ontology annotation, biological process: proteolysis. Lineage: Eukaryota; Fungi; Ascomycota; Sordariomycetes; Glomerellales; Glomerellaceae. The coding region runs from base 1 to 2214 and encodes 737 amino acids. Gene Ontology annotation, cellular component: cell wall; membrane. Gene Ontology annotation, molecular function: serine-type endopeptidase activity. The record is from RefSeq and is a predicted model, not a curated record. The transcript has 4 exons.
AUGCCUACAUCGUGGAGUUCAUGGAUCGGAGAUACGGGGGUCGGCAAACUUCACGCCGAAGGCAUCGUCGGCUCAGGGGUACGCAUCGCGGUGAUCGACACAGGAUUCGACCUCAAGGCGCCGGGCCUGGCAGAGACCCGCGUUGCGUACAGCUACAACUCUGCCGAGGAUGCCUUCGACUUUGAAGGUGACAAUUGCCUUGACUUCCUCCACGGCACACAUGUACUGGGCAUCAUUGCUGCCGACAGCGACGAGCGCCGAUUUGGGGUUGUUGGCGUGGCUCCGAACGCAACGAUCGACCUCCAUGGCCUCGAUUCCUGCGACGGAACGCGAUCUGGGAGUUUGGAUGAUUUAAUGGCGGCUGUCAUUUCGGCGGACGAGAGAGGAGUGGAUAUGAUGAUGAUAGGGUUUAACAUCAAGCUUGCUUUUCUGGAAGAACCGGUCGCCAGUCUCGUCAGCCGCGUAGUACGCAAUGGCACCGCUGUAACGGUGGCGUCUUCGAAUGAUGGCCCCGGCCUCUUCACGGGAGCCUCGCCCGCCAGUGGCGAGGGUGUAGCCGCGAUUGGAUCAACUGACAACUCGGCCACUCCGUACUACACAUGGGGAGCGAAUUGGACAUCUGGCAGUGACCAAGGUGUCUUGCGCUUCGUCCCUUCUUUCCCAUCCAACUUUGCCGCCAACAACAACCUCACUCUCUGGAUGCCCGCCGACCCCGAGAGCUUCCCCGACGGUUGCAACCCCGCCCCCGGCAACUUCGUCCCGCCGGCUGACCCCGCGAACACGGUGAUGCUGAUCGACGAAGACCACUGCUGGCUUGAUCCCAAGAAUACCUCAACACGCCUCGCCAUCAGUCUGGGCGUGCCUUACGUCUUGAGGUACCAGUCCGCAAGCACCACGGUGGCGGACGGGAUGCAGUGGGUUCCCAAUUUUGCAGAGUUCUCUAGACGGUACCAGGGCAUUGCCAGGAUCUCAAACGAGGGUGGACAGUUGCUGAAGUCACAGCUUGCCAAGGGCAGCAUUCACCUAUCCUUCCCGAGCGACGUCUCGCAGGCUCAGGAGGAUGUCACCUACCGGAUCAACGACAUCUCCGGAGGCCUGGUCUCCAGCUUCUCCAGUUGGGGUCCGACACCAGAAGGCCGGAGCUAUUCCUCAUUCGUGGCACCUGGCGAGAACAUUCUGAGUACGUUCCUACCCAAGUACGGAGGCUUUGCGGUAAUCGGGGAUCCUUGUGUAGUGACGACAACUUCAAACCCUGUCAAGUUCAUCGAUGGGAACAGAAAGUUGUUUGACUAUCUGGCUCCGGUAUUCAGUCAGGGGGGCGGGUUGGUUGAUGCGUGGGCUGCGGUCCACGCCGUUUCGCUGGUCAAUGUGUCUAGCCUCGACUUUAACGACACCCUUCACCGGCCCUCCUCUCUUGCAUUCACUCUCAAGAAUACCGGAACCGAGUCAUUGGCUUAUUUCCUGUCGCACGUAGGCGCAGCCUCGAGUUACAUCCUCGAUCAAGCCGAUCCGUACUCACUCACGGGAGCAGAGGGGCACCCCGUCUAUGCCGAAGUCGAAACCACCCCCUCGUCUAUCGAAAUCCCACCAAGAGGCGCGGCCGUAGUCUCGGUCUCCAUCAAAGUUAACCCAGCUCUACAUGUUGCAGCAAAGCGAGGCACCUUCUUCAUUCAGUCAUCCGCAGCUGCAGCAACCAACCUCACGAUUCCAUACACCGGCUUCGGCACGCCGCUCGUCAACCUUCCUACGAUCAACCCCAACGCAUCGUACCUCGUCAGCGUUGACCCAGCCACUACCAUUGACACCCGCGUGAAGCCCGGCACAACGUUCGAGUGCUUCUACAACGGCAGCAUCCCGAAGCCAGACUGGCCCGCCAGCUGCACGCCCGGUUUUCCAGGAUUCAGAAAGACGUUUGUCACGCAGAGCCGGAACUAUUCGUACGAUUUAGUGGAUGCCGCCACGGGUGAUGCCAUCCUCCCGAGGACAUUUGUGGGUACGGCGGAGAGGUACGCGGAGCCAUCGGCAUGGUGGGUCUGGGACGGGUCGGAGGAGGAUCGGAAGUAUAUCCCGCCCGGCCGGUACUUCUGGCCCGUCCGGGCGCUGAAAUUGAGUGGGGAUACUGGUAAUAAGAAGCACUGGGAUGUGUGGGAGUCUGGGAAAUGGACUCUGGGUUACGCUCCGGAUAGCAUCGGGCUGCCGAUGGCUUCGCUUUGA